This is a messenger RNA of Sebastes umbrosus (honeycomb rockfish), 2443 nucleotides long. It is a transcript of the gene siae, whose product is annotated as sialic acid acetylesterase. The transcript has 10 exons. Gene Ontology annotation, biological process: carbohydrate metabolic process. Gene Ontology annotation, molecular function: sialate O-acetylesterase activity. The coding region runs from base 134 to 1687 and encodes 517 amino acids. Lineage: Eukaryota; Metazoa; Chordata; Actinopteri; Perciformes; Sebastidae. The record is from RefSeq and is a predicted model, not a curated record.
ACACCGCAGAACAACGCGGUUGCUGGCUUGACUGCUGUUUCUCGAAAUUGAAGACUGGCUUGACCACAAUCCGGGCGGGACUGAGAAGUGAGGGCGGAGUCGAGGAGAGAAACUGAGCUGCAUAAAGUCGGAAAUGGGACAGUCCUUCAGGGUGAAGCAGUUUUCUAGUAACGUGUGUUGUUUUCUAGUCAUGGCGAUAACUCUGUGUGCUGUGUUCAUACUUGUAGCUUCUCUUUACGACUGUGAGGGGGACCUGCGCUUUGCCUCCUACUAUGGAGACCACAUGGUGCUGCAGAAGUCUCCAGAGAGCGCUGUGGUGUGGGGUUACGGCCCUGAGGGUGCUAACGUGACCCUCUCUGUAACAGGACCAACAACACAGAAAACCUCACCUGUCACUGUGACAGAAGGUAUCUGGCGUGUCACCCUUGACCCUGUUGAAGCUGGUGGUCCCUACACCGUGAGAGCAGCCAUUGAGAACAGCACAUCCACUUUGACUGAUGUGCUGUUUGGAGAUAUUUGGGUGUGUGGAGGGCAGAGCAACAUGCUCUUUCAAACCUCUCAGAUUUUCAAUGCGUCAGAGGAGCUGGCCCUCGCAGCGAAGUAUCCUCAUGUGAGGACGUUUAUGGCAGCCAUGAAGUUGAGUAAAACUGAGCAGACUGAUUUGAUUGCAGUGGCACUUCCCUGGUCUGUGCCGCCAACAAAUCUGCCCGAGUUCUCUGCAGUGUGCUGGCUCUUUGGACGUUACCUGUAUAAGGUGCUGCAGUACCCCAUAGGACUGGUGGAGUCCUGUUGGGGAGGCACACCCGUUGAAGUCUGGUCAUCUUCAAGAGCACUGCAGCAGUGUGGACUCCUGGAAACUAACAGCGGUCCUAAAAACAAUUCGGUCUUGUGGAACGCAAUGAUCCAUCCGCUGCUCAACAUGACCAUCAAAGGAGCCAUCUGGUACCAAGGUGAAGCAAAUUCCAUGUAUCAUCAAGAGAAGUACAACUGUUCGUUCCCUGCUAUGAUUGAUGACUGGAGGAUGGCGUUUCACCAGGGCUCCGGAGGGCAGACGGCUCAAGACUUCCCCUUUGGAUUUGUCCAGCUGAGCACCUACGAAAAAGGCACCACUAGUGACGCCUUUCCGAACAUCCGCUGGCACCAGACCGCAGACGUCGGCUUCGCCCCGAAUCGCCGGAUGCAGAAAACCUUCAUGGCAGUGGCUUUGGAUUUACCAGAUGAAAAAUCACCCCUUGGCACGAUCCAUCCUCGAGACAAGCAGGAUGUAGCCUACAGACUGACACUGGGAGCGAGGGCAGUGGCUUAUAAUGAGAAGGACGUGUCUUUCAGUGGACCGUUCCCCAUCUUAAUCCAGCCCACUCAGACGUACGUCAACGUCACCUACGACCAGGAAAUCUCCGUCACAUCGUCUAAAGGCAUUUUUGAGAUCUGUUGCUCAGAGAUUCAGACUCCAUGUGGUCCUAAGUCUCGCUGGGUUCCAGCUCCCAUCAUGCAUUGGGGUCCGACAACUGUCCAGUUAUCUACCAGUUUGUGUCUGCUCACUGAUGAAGUAGCUGCCCUCCGAUACGCAUGGAGAGACUGGCCCUGUGACUUUAAAGCCUGUCCAAUCUACAGCGCCAGCAGGAUUUUACCUGCGCCUCCUUUUAUCGCCAACCGCCGUUCAACCAACGGAAACCUGGAGCUGUGAGAAGACAAAGUGAUGAAAGACGUGUCUUUUUGUUUCUUUAAAUCAAAAUAUGGAGCCAGAUUUACCAGAUCGUUCAACAAGAUUAUUGACACUGAAAGUGAUAAGACAGUGGAUUGUUAUUGUGAGAAAUUAGCUAAACUUAGCAAAUAUUUUUGUUUUUCAGACAUAAAGCUUUUUUAAAGGGAGGGAUUUUUUACUUGACUAUCAGUUUGUUUUAAUUUCUUCCUUGUUUAGAUUGGUUUGGGUCGGUUUAACUCUAGACAGUCAAUUUGUGUUAGUAAGUAAAUCGUCUCAGGGGCAGUGCCAGAUCCCACGAAACCGCCUGUAGUUCAUGGCAUCUGGAUUCCAAGAUUACCUUAACACUUAUUGUGUGGUCAGAGUUUUCCUUCAUCAUCCACACUUAAGUGCCUCAUCUCAUCAGAAUAACGGUACAUGAAUAAUGUAAUGUCUUUGGUUGUUUUAAUUUUUUUUAAUUUUUUUUAUAGAGAUUAUUCUUGUUUUUUUAAAGUGCCUAUUGGAGCUUAGAAACUCUCAUGGCAGAAGGGUAUAUAUAAUUUUGAUUACACUGUUUACAAUCUAUGCACUGACAAACAACCACUGCCAAUAACAGCUGAACUGCAUGUAGAAAAGCAUGACAAACGUUUUAUUUGAACAAAACUCUGGAUUUACAACACAAAUGGUACUUUAUACAUUUUUGUGUGUUUAUACACACACACUUUUAACAUAAUCUACACAAAUAAAUGACAAAUCAACUAA